Messenger RNA from Liolophura sinensis, 2435 nucleotides. RefSeq names its product glucose-induced degradation protein 8 homolog. Gene Ontology annotation, molecular function: protein binding. The transcript has 5 exons. The record is from RefSeq and is a predicted model, not a curated record. Lineage: Eukaryota; Metazoa; Mollusca; Polyplacophora; Chitonida; Chitonidae. Bases 85 to 765 code for a protein of 226 amino acids.
GUUCUUCCAGCACAGAGUUAUACACUUCCUGUUUGAGGAAAACAAAACAAAUUUCUAAAGGUUCACUGGAGCACUUGGAGAACAAUGAAUUACGGAGUUGAUAAACCAGCAGAAGCAAGUAAAGAUGAAUGGCUUGAAAAACUACAAGGUGUUCAUGUCACUAGAGCUGACAUGAAUCGACUCAUCAUGAACUAUCUUGUGACAGAGGGAUUUAAGGAGGCAGCAGAAAAGUUCAAAAUGGAGUCUGGUAUUCAGCCGCAUAUCGACUUGGACUCACUGGAUGAUAGAAUCCGAAUCCGUGGUGCUAUACAGGAAGGAAAGAUACAGCUAGCAAUCUCAUUGGUGAAUGACCUUUAUCCAGAACUCCUGGACAAUGACAGAUAUCUCUUUUUCCAUUUGCAGCAGCAACAUUUGAUAGAACUAAUUAGAGAGAGGAAUAUUGAAGGAGCUUUAGAAUUUGCACAGACCCAUUUGGCAGAGAGAGGGGAAGAGAAUCCAGAGAUCCUGAAUGAGCUGGAGAGAACCUUGGCGCUUUUAGCAUUUGAAGAACCGGAAAGCUCUCCAUUUGGAGAACUCUUACAUCCUUCUCAGAGACAAAAGGUAGCGAGCGAGGUUAAUGCAGCUAUUUUAGAUGAAGAGGCCACACCUAAAUUGGCCAAUUUGUUGAAACUUUUACUCUGGUCACAAGAUGAACUGGACAAGAAAAAAGUGAAAUAUCCUAAAAUGACAGACAUUGCCAGAGGUUUUAUUGAAGACCCUAAAUGACUAGGCCGUGUGCAGCAUUUGUAGGCAGAGACUACUUUUGGCCCAUUUCCCCCGGACAGCAGGUUGAUCCAGAGCUUGUAAUACAGCUUUGUGUGCGAAUCAAAGACAGAUGCUUAUGUUGUUUCCAUUUGCAGUGGGGACUGUGGAUUGUUUUGUGGAGUUCAGAAAUCUGAUAUAUGCUAGUCAAGUGUCAUAGGCUGCUCGAGUUAAAAGUUAUAUGUACAUCCUCUGACUCCAAAGAGUGAUACUGUUGAAAAGGAAUGAUUAGUUUACAUUACGGACUCAUUCCAUUUCAGACACUCAUUUUCAAGGUUGACAAAGGCAUUAUGCAUGAUAAUAAAACUCUUCUUUAAUGUUGAUUUUUCAUCAUUGUAAUAAAAUUUCCAUGUGAUGAUCAUUUUUAUGAAUUUUCAUUGUUGACAUAACUGAUGUGAAUUAAGGCAUAAAAAUGGAGAAAUAUAUGCAUUGACUUUUGCUUUUUAAUAAUGCCUGGUAUUGCUGGUAUUAUUUUAGGACAUUUUCAUGGGAUUUAUAACAGUUGAGUUGUAGGUAUAUUUCAGUGUCAAGCUCAGCAUGAUAGCAUCGGUAUGAUGCUGGAAUCUUACCUUAAUUAUACGCACCGACCACUAGGCCGAGCGUACUAUGUUAUAGCGAUUUUGUCUUUGUAUUCGUGUCCAAGCUAUGUCUAAUUGUUUACUUUUUGGAGGAUACAUGCAUGCUCAGAUGAUAAUGUGUCACGACUCACAUUUGUUCAUUUCCGCGGUUGUCAUGGUAACCACACAACCACUUUACUUUUAUACUGUAUAAAUAGUUAUGAUGUCAUGUCCAGGCUAUAACUCCAACACUUUUUCACAUAGAGUUUAAAUUUGUGGAGGAUACAAAGGUACCUAGAUGACGAUGUGUCGCUACUCACAUUUGCCCAUUUUCAUGGUUGUCAUGGUACCCUGAUAGCCACUUUCCUUAUAUAUAUUGUAUAAAUGAUUCCAUGUCCGGGCUACAACCUUUUGUUGGACACAUUUGUCCACUUGAUCAGUUGUCAUGAUAACCACAUACCUGUCAUCAACACCCAUGAAGAUUCCCCCUCGGGUUAUACUCACCACAAUGCAGCUGCUGGUAUUCCUGUAUACAUUUCAAACAAAUGCAUUUGUUGGGGCAUAUGUUGUGUUCACCUAAACUCUGUUGUCUUAUAAGACAUACCUGGACACGCUGCUUUAACAAAGUGCUUACAUAUAAAAACCCUUGCUGGACAAGUGGUGCGAGAAUGUGGUCAACUUGGCCAUGGAACUUCACAUAUAUAAAUGAAAUAUUCCUUGGUAGAAAAACACCAAUCAAAUAAAUGCUGAAAAGAUCCAACUCAGGGCUACGAACUGAUUGUAAGUACUGUAUUUAAAAUACAAUCUAGAAGAUGAAUGUCAAUGUUUCACAAACAUUCUUGAAAUUUGUUGAUUUCACAGGAGAUAUUUCCUAUGUAGUAAUAUACACCAUCAGAAUGUCCAAACCAGGACAAAAGCUUGUGUCCAAAAUUGACUAAAGGCCCCGCAGGUCGAAACUGAUCUGUAACUCUGUUAUAUUGAAUUAAUUUGAUAUGAUUAACAGCUUUGCAAAGAGAGUGGAAAACUGUUCAAAAAUGGACAAAAACUGCCAUAAUUAUGUGGGAAAUAUAUAUAUAA